Cooperia oncophora is the source of this 342-nucleotide messenger RNA. NCBI's taxonomy places the organism in Eukaryota, Metazoa, Nematoda, Chromadorea, Rhabditida, Trichostrongylidae. The record is from the annotation of a GenBank genome assembly.
AUGUUUCUGAGAUAUCAUUUGGACGAGAACGGCAGACGUGUGUACACCCUUAAGAAGACUGCUCCGGACGGAACAGAAACUGUGUCUGCACAUCCAGCUCGUUUCUCUCCUGAGGACAAGUACAGUAAAUAUCGUGUGAUCAUCAAGAGACGCUUUGGAUUAUUGCCUACUCAACAGGCGAAAAUUUACGCAAACCGACGAAUUAUCAUCGCCUUUGUAAUGUUUUUCAUUGGAUGGAAAGUGAUUGGUGUCACGAUGAGUGAUAUGAUGUUAUGGACGGUAAAUGAAGAAACUGGUGAAGGGCGUAUGUUGACCCCAGCCGAGGCACGAAAGCGACGGUAA